Molecule: messenger RNA, 2091 nt
Organism: Cydia splendana
Lineage: Eukaryota; Metazoa; Arthropoda; Insecta; Lepidoptera; Tortricidae
Gene: Ccdc85
Product: coiled-coil domain-containing protein 85C-B
Exons: 1
Coding region: 485-1720 (411 amino acids)
Source: RefSeq, a predicted model, not a curated record
UGUAUGAAAACCACAAGAGCAUUGAAGUCAAUGACUACGGUGUGUUAGUGUGCGUGCAGGUGAGAUGAACGUGUAGAGCGGGACCGCGAGAGCCUCCGCCGCUCGCGCAGGUAGAGCCGCGGCCCGCGCCAGUACUGACACGCGCCCCGCGCGGCCGCGUUCCCUCGCACGGCUGCUGUCCGCCUCUCGCCGCGUAAACAAGACCGCAACCGCAAAACACCUGCACUAAAACAUAAACUAAGUGCAAGCAGUGCUCUGACAAUCUAAGCGACCAGUGCCUCUCACUAAACAUCGGAUCGCGACAAGAUAAUUGCGCGAAUGCCACGGUCCGCGGCCUACGCAGCCGGCGUCCCCUCCGUUCAUUCAAGGACCAAUAGUUGUAUUGAAUAUUGAACCCAUGCCGCCUCAGCUCGCUUUCGCGUGUGCGCAAUCUGUGCCGUUUUUGAAAUGAAUCAGAUAAACAUCACACGGCCUCUCUGAGCUGAUGACCGUCUGCGAAUCGGCUCUAACGACAAUGUCAAUCAAUCAAAAUGGAGUUAAGUUCAACAAACAGAAACAGCAACUAGGUAAACAGGGCCCGGAACCGGUCAACUUUCCACCGCGGUAUCACCCGCCUCCGCCGUCCGCGGCCGGUCCCAAACUAGCCACUAUUGACCCGUCCGCGAAGGAGUUCAAACCUCCUUACGUGGGAAAACCUGUGGACCCUAAUAAAAUACAAUAUCCCCUAGGAGCUCAACCUGCUGCAUAUCCGGGGGGAUCGAUUCCCUUUUCGAAGUAUCCCCAAGGAUACCCGGUUGGGUACCCUCAAGCGCCGGGAGCUUUACGUGUGCUGCGACCCCCCGGAGAGGUGGUCACGAAGGCGAUCGUGCACGAGCCCGGGCAGCCCACGGCACGCGCGCGCAGUGCGGACGAUACCCAGCGCGUGCAGCGAAACCUCGAGGAGGAGCAGAUCCACAGGAGAUCAGCUGACAUGCUCAAAUUCACUAAGCGAGUGGAUCCUGAUGGUCCCCGAGCUUCGACGGACCAGCGGCGUCAAAUUCAGACUCUUUUGGACGAGAUAAAAGCAUUGAAAGACGCUAACCGAAGACUGAGCGACGACAAUCAGGAGCUUCGUGACUUGUGUUGUUUCUUAGAUGAUGAUCGACAGAAAGGAAGAAAGUUAGCACGCGAAUGGCAAAGAUUCGGCAGAUACACGGCGUCGGUUAUGAGGCAGGAAGUUUCAGCGUAUCAAAGCAAACUAAGGGAACUGGACGAUAAACAGCAGGAACUGAUAAGAGAUAAUUUAGAGUUAAAAGAGUUGUGUUUGUACUUGGACGAGGAGCGCGAGAGAAGCACAUGUGUAAACUGCGGACGAGCGGCGGGCCGAGAACGAGACGACGGCGAUGGCAGUAGCAGUGGCACCAACGCCGAGGAGGUACGCGCACCCGCCGCACCCAUCACGCACCCGCAGCUGGCCGAGCGCACGGUGCAGUACGUGCGCGACCUGGAGCAGAAGGUUCGACGAUUGGAGGCAGAGAAAGGGGUCAACGGCGGCAUCGGCGAGCGACCCGAAGCGGUUGUCCGCGCGUUGCAAGUGUUAGAAGUCAGAGAGCGAGUGGAGAGAGAAAGAAGGAGACCAGCUCCUGACUUAGACUCUGGUGAGCAAGCCCUCGUACGAGAAAUGUGCAAUGUGGUAUGGGGAAAGUUAGAAGACGCCCCACCACAAGCGCCUCCACGGUAAAAAAGUUAGAUUAACUACUAAAGUUACUACAGUACAAAUCAAAUGUAUACGCGAAAUACUGUUACCCGCUGGAGUUUGAUUGGAAUCUGACUCUAUCGAGGUCACGGCGAGAUCGGAGGGGUCUCGUGACCCACAGACAACAGAUUGUAUGGUUGACCUUGUUUACUGAAUGCAACAGCGGUGGGAUUUCGUUAAUGAAAACGAUGCGUGAUGUGAUGAUGCCGAGAUUAAUAACAAAUCUUAUAAGAAACCGAAAAGUACAAAUCUAUAAAUUGUGUUAAAAAAAACUAGCAAGUGUUAAGUUAUUUUCAUAAGUAGUGUUCUUGAAACUUAAAUUUCCUAUCGUGGAUUCCUAUUUCGUUACAGAAGAU